AAUCGAUAGCUAAUCCACCACCCAUAUCAUUGAGAGCAAUUAGAAAGUUGCCAAGUGAAACGCACUAGCAACAUCUUAGAAACAAUGGCUGCCAAGAUAUUUGCCCUCCUUGCACUCCUUGCUCUCACGGUGAGUGCUACAAGUGCGUUCAUCAUUCCGCAGUGCUCACCAGUUACUGCUGUUGGGUAUGAACACCCAGUUGUGCAGGCCUAUCGGCUACAACAAGUGCUCGCGGCGAGCAUCUUACAACAAUCAAUUGCCCAAUUGCAACAGCAAUCCUCGGCUCACCUACUAGUACAGACCAUUGUAGCGCAACUACAACAACAACAGUUCCUACCAGCGCUCAGUCAACUAGCUAUUCCAAACCCUGCCACCUACUUGCAGCUGCAACAGCUACUUCCUACAAACCCACUGGCUGCGGUGAAUGCCAUUGCAUACCUACAACAACAACAACAGUUACAACAGUCCGUGGUGAACCCUAUCGCCUACUUUCAACAGCAACAGCUACUUCCAUUCAACCAACUAGCUGUGUCGAACGCCGCUGCAUACCUACAACAGCCACAGUCACUUCCAUUUGCUCAGUCGGCUGUUGCAACCGCUGCCACCUACCACCAGCAACAACAGCUGCUACAGGUUAACCCAUUGGCACUGGCUAACCCAUUGGCGGCCACCUUCCUACAGCAACAACAAUUGCUGCCAUUCAACCAGAUGUCUUUCAUGAACCCUUCCUUGUUGUGGCAGCAACCCAUCAUUGGAGGUGCCAUCUUCUAGAAUACAGAAGAGUUGUACUUGAUAAUAAUGUUCUUGUAUCAGUGUGUGCAACUUCCCAAAAAUAAUCAAUACAUUGAUUGAGGUUUAUCUGA
Messenger RNA from Sorghum bicolor (sorghum), 863 nucleotides. RefSeq names its product kafirin PSKR2-like. The record is from RefSeq and is a predicted model, not a curated record. Bases 85 to 771 code for a protein of 228 amino acids. The transcript has a single exon. NCBI's taxonomy places the organism in Eukaryota, Viridiplantae, Streptophyta, Magnoliopsida, Poales, Poaceae. Gene Ontology annotation, molecular function: nutrient reservoir activity.